GAUAAGGGAGACAAUAACUUCCUCUUUGUGUGGCUGAGUUGCCAAACAGAACUACACAGAAAAUCUUCACAAGACAAGCUGUCAGCAUGGACCAAGACAUGGUUGGAUACAUUGUUCUUCUGGUGAUUGUCACCCUCCUAAGUGUCAUCCAAAAUGCCUUUUUUGCAAACAAAGUGGAACAGGAAAGCAAAACCAACACAGGCAAAACAAAUCAGAAGUGUUGUCCAUCCACCUUUGACCGUGUCUUUACUGCCAACCAAAAUUGCAGAGAUGCAUAUCCUACCUUUCUUGCUGUCCUUUGGUGUGCUGGCCUGUUGUGCAGCCAAGUUGCGGCUGCCUUUGCUGGAUUGAUGUAUUUGUUUGUGAGACAAAAAUACUUUGUUGGCUACAUGGGAGAAAGGACCCAGAGCACUCCUGGUUACAUCUUUGGAAAACGCGUCAUAUUUUUUCUGUUCUUGAUGUCUGUUGCUGGAGUCCUCAAUUAUUACCUGGGUGUCUUUUUUGGAAGUGACUUUCAAAUAUAUAUAAAAACUAUAACCAAUACUAUCUCUCCACUAUUGCUCAUUCCUUAAAUCCUUGUAGAAUUGAAGGUGAGAUAGCACAGAAGAGAUGUUUGUACUUAGCCAAUCAAUAUUUGGAGGAAAAAGGUUGAAAUGGAUGCAUAAAUCUCCUCUUAGAUUGCCAUAAAUCUAAUGCUCCUAGACUUGUAGUUUUGAUUUAACACAGCUUUUUUCAUCCUACAAGAAAGUGAUUUAUUGUACCCAAUCAGCAGAUUUGUGGUUGGAGAAGAAGUUAUAGAACUCACCAUAGGUUUAGUCACUGUAGUUUUCUAUUAUUUUUGUUUUAUUUACUUUGCUUUUAAUAUAAGAUAAAAAGAAAUGUGUCUGAUUUUACAUCAAAAUGUCCAUUGAUUGUCAGUCAUUAUCAGUCAAAUUCAGGUUGUUCUUCAGAGUAUAGAUUCAAUCGCUAGGUAAUUAUCCUCAACCCAGAGAGUUUAAUUUAAUAAUAAAACAGAAAAUAAGACCUUUAGCUGGAUUGUUUUGCAUCAUGUUGGCAUUUAAAAUAAAGUUGUUCAUAAUGAUGAAAUUAGUUCUGUAGUCUGUAUACUGUGAUCAUAUGUAUUUCUCAGAGCAUAGUACUGGAUGUAAUAUUGUGCACACAAAACAGGCAAAUCACUGACAUUAAUAUUGUUUUUUUCAAAUGGCCUAUAUUUUGAGAUAAACUGAUGCCAUUAUAUUUUCCACUAUACAAAUUGUUUUCACAUUUGUAUGUCUUGCAGAAUAUGUCUUUGUAUUUGCCUUUUCAGAUGUAGUCUGUAUAUGAAACGAUAGUUGCAGAAGGAAUCCACGAAGUGUUAGCUGAAAAAUAAAUUAUAU
Protobothrops mucrosquamatus (brown spotted pit viper) is the source of this 1376-nucleotide messenger RNA. It is a transcript of the gene ALOX5AP, whose product is annotated as arachidonate 5-lipoxygenase activating protein. The transcript is spliced from 5 exons. Lineage: Eukaryota; Metazoa; Chordata; Lepidosauria; Squamata; Viperidae. Bases 87 to 572 code for a protein of 161 amino acids. Gene Ontology annotation, molecular function: glutathione transferase activity; enzyme activator activity; glutathione peroxidase activity. The record is from RefSeq and is a predicted model, not a curated record. Gene Ontology annotation, cellular component: endoplasmic reticulum; nuclear envelope; membrane. Gene Ontology annotation, biological process: leukotriene biosynthetic process.